AUGGACGAUCCAAACGAUGUCGCGCACCUGGACCGCGCGUCUGUUGAGUUGAGAGUUAAUAAGACAAAGACCAGGAAGGCGAAGAAGAAAGACGCCGGGCGACUGGAAAAAUUCGGUCAAUGGCUGCUUGAAAAUCAGAUCGGCCUUGCGUUUCACACCGUCUGGCCCCUUCUUCUUGCGCACAUCUUCGUCCCCGCGACCCGCCCAUUCACGUCGAAGUUCUUCGGGCUUUCAUACUACAACCCAAACACCGGCAAAUAUGGCGCCGGCCAUAACGAUCUCUGCUUCGUCGCGUUCUGUAUAGUGCUCUGCAUCGGCAUCCGCGCGUCCUUGAUGCGUCAUGUUCUCUCCCCCCUUGGCCGACGCUGGGGCAUCAAGAAAGAGAAAGAUGAGACGCGAUUCGCGGAACAAGGCUGGAUGCUGACCUACUACGUAGUUUUCUGGCCUCUGGGGAUGUACCUCUACUGCAAAUCACCUUAUUACCUAAAUAUGAAGGAGUUGUGGUCCAAUUGGCCUCAAAGAGAGCUCGAUGGGCUCAUGAAGAUAUACAUACUGGCUCAAUGGGCAUACUGGGCCCAGCAGGUCAUUUCCGUCAAUAUCGAGGAAAAGCGAAAGGACUACGUGGAAAUGCUGGUCCACCACGCAAUCACACUAUCUCUCAUCGCCGCAAGCUACGCAUAUCAUCAGACACGAGUCGGCCAUUUGAUCUUGGUACUGAUGGAUGUGAUUGAGUUGAUCUUCCCUCUGGCGAAGUGCCUCAAGUACAUCGGCUUCAAGAAGGUCUGCGAUGUGGUCUUCGGGGUUUUCUUGUUUGUCUGGGUCUGUACCCGGCACGUUUUCUACCUCAUGGUAUGUUGGAGUGUCUACUAUGACCUACCAAAAGCCGUGGAGAUGCCGUGUUUCCGGGGCGCACCUGGCGAAAUCGAGGGACCAUUCCCCGCGCCGACAGAAGGCUGGUCGCACCUUCUGGAGCCAUUUAAAGACCCUGCGGGAACUGUGUGCUUCACUGACGGCGUCCGCCGAGGCUUCUUGACGUUUCUGCUGGCUCUCGAGGUCGUCAUUUGCGCGUGGUCUUUCUUCAUCAUCCGGGUCACGGUGCGCGUUCUCAAGGGCGCCUCAGCUGAAGAUGUCAGGAGCGACGUGGAGGAGGCUGAGGAAACGGAGAACGAGUACGAGGUGGUGGAGGCCGUUGAGGAGGAAGUGGGUGUUGACUCCAUCGAUCUGAAAGCAUGGGAGCGUCGCAACUCCAAGAAGGAUACGGGCUCAAGGGUGACUGGCGUCAGAAUUCGCAGUCAUAGUGACCGGAAGGACUUCCUCAACAGGAUUGGUUGCGAGAAGCAGAUUGAUUAA
This is a messenger RNA of Colletotrichum gloeosporioides, 1350 nucleotides long. Its product is annotated as Sphingosine N-acyltransferase-like protein FUM18. Gene Ontology annotation, cellular component: membrane. The transcript has 4 exons. Lineage: Eukaryota; Fungi; Ascomycota; Sordariomycetes; Glomerellales; Glomerellaceae. Gene Ontology annotation, molecular function: sphingosine N-acyltransferase activity. The record is from RefSeq and is a predicted model, not a curated record. Gene Ontology annotation, biological process: ceramide biosynthetic process. The coding region runs from base 1 to 1350 and encodes 449 amino acids.